AAGAAAAUCACAAUCCCAGGUGAUAAUGGAUGUUGAUACUGUUGAAUCUUCAAAACUUGUUGCUACAACUACCACCACUACUACUCCAUCCACUCCAGAUAAAAGAAAAUCAAAAUCCCAGGUGAUGUUGAUUGUUUCUGAUAGAAAAAAAGAUGCCAUUGUCUCUAAUAGUAUUGAUGAAACUAUUUUCAAAAGAAUGAAUCCUAUAUUACAUUCCUCAAUUAUCGAACCAGGCUUCAAAAAACCAAAGAUGACCAUUUGGAAAUUGGCAAAAUUCAAUGCAGCAUCACAAACUACAUUAGAAAUUUAUUCACAUACACCUGAUGUUAGUGAUGGAAUCAAGAAAAGGUUGCUUUAG
This is a messenger RNA of Entrophospora candida, 358 nucleotides long. NCBI's taxonomy places the organism in Eukaryota, Fungi, Glomeromycota, Glomeromycetes, Entrophosporales, Entrophosporaceae. The record is from the annotation of a GenBank genome assembly.